AUGGCUUUGAAAAAAGUCAAAGGGAACCUGGAAAGGAUGUUCGACAAGAACCUGACCGAUCUGGUCCGCGGGAUCCGGAACAACAAAGACAACGAGGCUAAAUAUAUAGCGCAAUGUAUAGAAGAGAUCAAACAAGAAUUAAGGCAAGAAAAUCUUGCCGUAAAAGCAACAGCUGUCGCAAAAUUAACUUACCUUCAAAUGCUCGGGUACGACAUGAGCUGGGCAGGGUUCAAUGUGAUAGAAGUAAUGAGCUCACCUAAGUUCACAUAUAAACGGAUAGGAUAUCUUGCAUCAAGUCAAAGUUUUCAUGCAGAUACAGAGCUCUUAAUGUUAACCACGAACAUGGUCAGGAAAGAUUUAAACUCGCAAAAUCAAUAUGAUGCAGGACUAGCACUUUCUGCGCUCUCGUGUUUCAUAAGCGCCGACCUUGCGAGGGAUCUGUCAAACGAUAUAAUGACACUACUGACGUCUACGAAACCCUAUCUUCGGAAAAAGGCAGUACUUAUGAUGUACAAAGUGUUUCUAAGAUAUCCUGAAGCUCUGAGACCAGCGUUUCCAAGGCUAAAAGAGAAACUGGAAGAUCCUGAUUCAGGUGUCCAAUCCGCUGCUGUGAAUGUGGUUUGUGAACUUGCUCGCAAAAAUCCCAAAAAUUACCUGAGCCUUGCCCCAGUAUUCUUCAAAUUAAUGACAACAUCUACUAACAACUGGAUGCUUAUAAAGAUCAUAAAACUUUUUGGUGCGUUGACUCCUCUCGAGCCCAGACUCGGUAAGAAACUUAUCGAGCCACUCACCAACCUCAUCCACAGCACUUCAGCAAUGUCACUACUGUAUGAAUGUAUUAAUACUGUCAUAGCAGUUCUCAUCUCCAUAUCGUCAGGAAUGCCAAAUCAUAGCGCAUCUAUACAGCUGUGUGUUCAAAAGCUGAGGAUUCUUAUUGAAGACAGCGAUCAAAAUUUAAAAUACCUCGGCCUUCUCGCAAUGUCGAAGAUUUUGAGGACGCAUCCAAAAUCUGUGCAAUCUCAUAAAGAUUUAAUAAUGGCCUGUUUGGAUGACAAAGAUGAGUCGAUAAGGCUUCGAGCUUUGGAUCUCUUAUAUGGGAUGGUUUCUAAAAAGACCCUUAUGGAAAUUGUAAAGAAGCUUAUGGUGCAUAUGGACAAGGCUGAAGGGACUACGUAUCGUGAUGAGCUACUUUCAAAAAUAAUUGAUAUUUGCUCGCAGAAUAAUUAUCAGUACAUAGCCAAUUUCGAGUGGUAUGUCAGCGUUCUCGUUGAGUUGACGAGGAUGGAGGGCACGCAGCAUGGAAAGCUAGUCGCUUCGCAGAUGGUCGAUGUCGCUGUCAGGGUUCAGGCUAUAAGGCCUUUUACCGUGUCACAGAUGUGCCUCCUUUUAGAAAACAGCCACCUUUUGGCGCAACCUCCUGCAAAAAUGGCUGACGUUUUAUACGCAGCAGCUUGGAUCUGUGGAGAAUAUUCUUGUCAUUUAGAAAAUCCAAAAUUGACAUUGGAAUCGCUUCUUAACGGUAGAAUAACAGGAUUACCGGCUCAUAUCCAAACAAUUUAUGUUCACAAUAUCCUCAAAGUUUUCUCAAAAUUACUAUCAACAGUUGAAACUACAGAAUCAAUCGAAAUAUGCAGUAUGGUGAUAGAGAAGCUGCCUCAGUUCGUUAGCUCCGGGGACCUCGAGGUCCAAGAAAGGGCUUGCUCUGCGCUUGAACUUGUAAAGUUUGUAAAGGCCAGCCUUGAAAAGGGCGAGACAAAAGUCGUUCAUGCCGUCAACGAUCUUUUCGUCGGGGAGAUGAACCCUGUUGCUCCGAAAGCUCAACGGAAAGUUCAAGUACCUGAAGGGUUGGAUUUAGAUGCGUGGAUUAAUGAACCUCCGUCCAGUUCUUCGUCAUCUGAGGACGAGGAGGAGCCUCAUUCUGAAAAUAAACUUACAGGAAUCUUCAGUGUAGAUAACACAUCUGAAAUGGAGUAUGUCCAGGAGCCGACGACUGAAGAAUUGGACAGAAUGCGAGAGGCGAGGAAACAGGAACAGGCAAUGAACCCUAACUACCUGAAAGGCAGCACGAAUAGCACUAAGAACAUUCCAGUCGUCCCCAUUGAUCUGACAGUCCCGCUUAUAAUCCCUGGUCUAGCAACUUCCGAUAAGUACCUUAAGAAGAAAUCGAAAGAAGAGAGGAAGGGUAAAAACAAGAAGAAGAAGAAAAUAAAAAACAAAGAAAACGCUGAAAAUGGUGAUGAGUUUGAACUUAAGGCCGAGGAUGAACCGGAAAAGAUGGUCGAAGUCUACGUGGGAAGUGGAGAAAUGCCAGAAGGAGCACAAGACUCCGGUGAAGAAGGGGCUAGCAACAGCAGAAGAGAGCUCGAUGAUCCUCAUCGUGCUCUGGACAUAGAUUUAGAUGAGCCGUUUCAUGUUGAAGAAACAAAACCAUCGCCAAAAUCAAACUCAGGUCUUAUGUCUUCGGCCGUAUCCCUCGGUGAUAAAUCAACAAAGAAAUCCAAGAAAGACAGAGAGAGAAAAUCAAAACACAAGGUUAUUAGCAACGAUAUGCUUUUAACUGACUAUCAUGAGGUCUUGCCUCCCACCGAUGAGAGUGUGACAAAGAAGAAGAAAAAAGAGAAAAAACACUCAAAACAUACAGAAGAAGAAAAAUCAAAGAAAUCUAAGAAAAGUAAAAAACGCAAAGAAAACCAAACAGAAGAGCCAUCAAACUCAUAUGUAGAUUUAGUGCCUUUAAAAGAUGGCUAUGAGGAAGCCCUCGGCAUAAGUACGCCUUCGAAGGAAAUUCAAAUAUUAGGCGGUGGUCCCACUUUAACAAAACUUGCGAGUAAUAAGACUGUAAAUAUUGAUUAUCAUUUACGACCACUUGGGGGAUUUGAAAGCCAAGCAGUGGCUUAUCUCGUGAUUACCAAUAAAGGACGAGAUCUUGUGAGAGACAUUGAAAUUAAUGUUUCUCAAACAGAUGAAAUACAAUUAAUUAAUGAGAUGGGAAGGGUGGAAGUCAGAAGGAAGCUGGGACUUGCGUUAGCAGGGGGUUGCAGCGGUGAAACAGUGCUGACUCUCAGAGUCAACGACAUUACGGCGAAUAACAGGCUUCGAGCCACUAUAUCUUAUAUCCACCAGAAAAAUAAAGAAAGCCUAGAAGACAAACUGGAUGUUUGGAUUUGUGUGCCGGUCAGCGUUUUCCUGACAGGACACCUUACCCAACCCUAUGCGGAACUUCUGCAAUCUGGGAGCUUAAACCACUCGACUACGCUUGAGCUGGAUGAGAUUUCUUCUGAUUUUCAGCAGAUUCUAACAAAAGCGUGCAGGGAAGGAGGAAUGACUCUUGUUGAAAGGGUUGACAAGACAGCUUCCUUGUACUGCAGAUGUACAACAGGCCAUGGUCAGGUGUGCCUCCUGUUGAAACAAAAUGGGCUCAACUCGCACCUAACAAUCGACGCCAAGUCUGAUAAGGAAGAGCUGAUGAACGCCGUUGUUUCCAGACUCAGGUCCUUAUUUACCUGAUUUUUUGUACAAAGCCACUUUGUUAUCACAAAUUUUAUUUACCUACAUGUACGCCUAAUAAACCCAGUUAUAUUAUUUGUUUUUAUCAUAGUUUAUGG
Molecule: messenger RNA, 3605 nt
Organism: Cimex lectularius (bed bug)
Lineage: Eukaryota; Metazoa; Arthropoda; Insecta; Hemiptera; Cimicidae
Gene: garnet
Product: AP-3 complex subunit delta-1
Exons: 23
Coding region: 1-3507 (1168 amino acids)
Biological process (GO): Golgi to vacuole transport; synaptic vesicle budding from endosome; anterograde synaptic vesicle transport
Cellular component (GO): endosome membrane; terminal bouton; presynaptic endosome
Source: RefSeq, a predicted model, not a curated record